AUGGGCUUCGUCGAUCGCGGAGGUGGCCGGGAGGCGAAGGGCGCGAGCCUGCGCCGAUCCAAGAACAAUCCGGGUGCCUCCAUCGCGAAGAACAAGAGCGCCAAAAAAGACUACACGACCCCGGCCACACGUGCCACGCCAACGCCGCCACCCGCGUGCCUCCCGGUGCUGAAGGCCUUGAUGGCGGCCGCCUCGGCAGGGGCGACCGCGAUGGAGGCUACGGCUGCAUCGACCGUGACCGACUUCGAGAAGGCGCUUGCAGCCGUCCGCGAUGCUGCGCAGACCGGUGGAUCGCCCUACAUCGACGCCGCCGUGGCGCUGCUGUCACGCAAGCUGGAGGAGGAUCGGGAGGGCAUCUUUCGCCGCGCCGCCGAGGAAGGCAAGCUAGCUGCCGUGGUCUGCUGGUGUGGCGAGGCGGAGCGGCAGUCGUUGCUGUUGAACACGUGUGUGCAGCACAACAAGCUUUACCGGGGAACUUUGGAGCAGCAGCAGCGCAGCAGCGCCACUGGUGGUGGUGCCCGGCAUGUGCACUUCAACGUCGACGGCGCCGUGGUCGCCUCUGUCGCCGCAGCGGUGACGACAUCGUCGUCGUCGACAAAGGCCAGCAUUCUUCUGUACGCGGUGCUCGGCAUCCACGUCAACAGUAUCGACCGCGUGAACAUGCGAUUGCAUGAUCAGUGGGUCAAGGAGCUCGAGGCUAACGUGAAGCACAGCGACGUUGUCGGUGUCCUCACGGGGCUGAACCUCAGCCGUGAGCACGGAACGCACUACGCGCAGGAGCGCCUGUUCAAGGAGUGCUGGCGUGUCGCGGCUGAGGUGCGUCUGCCGCUGGUGCUGCACCUCGGCGCAGCAGAUGCGGCAUCUCUCACGGAAACGGUGAACCGUGCCGCCAAGCUGCUCGACGAACUCCUCGCCGCUACAUCAGCGACGGCAGACGGCGCCGGCGCCGCUCCGUCUGCGGUGGUGUUGCACAAUGGCUUGCGUGCCCUCCACGCCUCCACAGCGAUGCAGCAGCUUGUCCGUGCGCACCGCCCAGCAGCGGGGCGAACGGCGGCGGCUGUUCCGUUUUACGUACUAGCCACGGCGGACGGUCUGGCGGUGGCGAAGACGGAGGGCAGUGAAACUGAGGUGACAGCGACGACCGACAGUGGUCCGUCUGUGGAAGCGCUCGCAGCCUUGCUGCCUCCGCGUGCCGGGCUGGGCUCUAACUCUGACAGCGCUACCACCACCAGCAGCGGAGGAGACGCUGCCGUGCACCUCUCACAGCUUCUUAUCGGCACGGGUGCGCCCUGGGGAACGCCACAAAAUCUGCCAGACCCCUACCUCUGCACCCUGCCCAACGAGCCGGGAAACUACGCGUACGUUGUGCAGACGCUCUACGACGCGAUGCGGGCACCACCACCCCCACCGACGGCGGCGGCGGCGGCGGCUGAGCUGACGCUCGCCGAUCUGUCGGCCAUCGCUGCCGUGAAUUAUCUGCUCGCCUUCUUCCACGAGUGCGUCUGGGAGCAGGAGCAGCAGCAGCAGCAGCAGCGGAGCGGCAGCGACGAUGAGACGACCGCAGACGCGUUGCAGCAGCAACAACGGCGGUGGGUCGAGUCGCAGCAGCCGGUGGUCGUGGCUGGACUGGCCGACAGCGACGUCAAGCGCGAUCUGGAGGCGCUACUAGCUGAGGCGGCGAAGGAACGGGAGCGGAUGGAGCAGGAGCGGCUGCGCGAGGAGGCGGGGCUGGCGCAGGCCCGCAGCGAGGAGCUGCAGCAGAAGCGCAGCAGGAGAGAGAGAAAGAAGAACGUGAAGGCGAAUAACCGGUCGAACUUCACGCACUUCCGCAACAAGGACUUUGCACCUCGGCAGAGCAAGCAGGAGAAGCCGGCGCAUCUGCGAGAGGUGGUCGGCAUCCGCGAGGGAGGCAGCACGGAUGUCGACGGCCGCGAGAGGACGCCUUCGUCGUCAUCGGCGGCCUCCGACAGCGGCAGCGCCGGGGGGCCGAACAGCUUGGCGGCCCAGGUGGAGCGGCUGCUGAAGGCGAACGCUGCCCACCGCGAUCCGGAGUGCAGGGCGCAGCGGCAGCCAGCAGGCCGGGGCAAGGGGAGGGGUCAAAAUGCGUUGGCAGGGUCGAGGAAGGUGGGCCGCAGCGCAGACAUGAAGAGCAGUGAGCAGCCACAGCAGCAGUACGGCGCCGGUGCCGGCGGCAAGGCCGAGAACGGAAGCCCCAGCGAUGGCAGCGAUGAUGACGACGAGCGAUACACGCGCACACGUGCGUUGUAG
Messenger RNA from Leishmania major strain Friedlin, 2268 nucleotides. RefSeq lists its product as hypothetical. The transcript has a single exon. The record is from RefSeq and is a predicted model, not a curated record. Gene Ontology annotation, molecular function: 3'-5'-DNA exonuclease activity. Gene Ontology annotation, cellular component: cytosol. NCBI's taxonomy places the organism in Eukaryota, Euglenozoa, Kinetoplastea, Trypanosomatida, Trypanosomatidae. Bases 1 to 2268 code for a protein of 755 amino acids.